Messenger RNA from Pistacia vera, 2484 nucleotides. RefSeq names its product pentatricopeptide repeat-containing protein At3g09650, chloroplastic. The coding region runs from base 157 to 2427 and encodes 756 amino acids. The transcript has a single exon. NCBI's taxonomy places the organism in Eukaryota, Viridiplantae, Streptophyta, Magnoliopsida, Sapindales, Anacardiaceae. The record is from RefSeq and is a predicted model, not a curated record. Gene Ontology annotation, molecular function: protein binding.
AUUGACGUAGUGACAUUCCUUUCCACCCAGCGAACCUGAAACUAUCUUCUUUCAUUCUUCCCUCGCAUUAUCUCUUUAGUCUUCUCGCUAUCGCUAUGCAAAUCAAACUAAACUAAGCUAAGCUUUAAGUUAAGCUGUGCCCUUUUCUCUUUCUUUAUGAACUUAACACUUCCAUCAUCUUCUGCUUCAUCUUCAUCUUCUCCAAUCUCUAAUCCUUUUCCCAUUACACACACUCUUCCUCUCCACUGGGUCUCUUCACCUCCUCACCCUUCCUCUAUCACAACCUCAAAACCCAGUCGCCCCUUUCGCCUCCAAACCACCAACUCCACAAGCACUGACCUCUCUCUGUCUAAUCCCUCCAGUAAUUCUCCAUCUCCAUCCAAUAAUUUCAAUGAUGACCAGGCCCUCCUAACUCUCCUCCGCCAAAGGAAAACUGAAGAAGCUUGGAUUAAAUACACCCAAUCUACUCACCUUCCCAACCCCACUUGCCUUAGCCGCUUGGUCUCUCAACUCUCCUAUCAAAACUCAAUUUUAAGCCUCUCACGCGCCCAGUCCAUCGUCACGCGCCUCCGCCAUGAGCGUCUGCUGCACCGUCUGGAUGCCAACUCCCUCGGCCUUCUCGCCGUCGCCGCCGCCAAAUCUGGACACACCCUCUACGCCUCGUCCAUUAUCAAGUCCAUGCUCCGCUCCAGCUACCUUCCUCAUGUCAAGGCAUGGAGCGCCGUUGUCAGCCGCCUCGCCGCCUCCGCGGACGACGGCCCUACUGAGGCAAUCAAGCUCUUUGACUCAGUGGUUCGUCGGGUCCGCAAAUUUUCGGACCCCACAAUUGUUUCUGACUCACGGCCCGACACGGCAGCCUACAAUGCUGUGUUGAAUGCUUGUGCAAAUUUAGGUAAUACUAAAAAAUUCUUGCAAUUGUUUAAUAGGAUGAGUGAAUUUGGUUCUGAGCCUGAUGUUUUGACCUAUAAUGUUAUGAUUAAGUUGUGCGCUAGAGCUGGUAGGAAAAAUUUGCUUGUGUUUGUGUUGGAGAGAAUUCUUGAAAUGGAAAUUCCUUUGUGUAUGACUACAUUGCAUUCGCUUGUGGCGGCGUAUGUUGGGUUUGGUGAUUUAGAAAUGGCUGAGAAUAUGGUUCAAGCUAUGAGAGAAGGGAGGAGAGACUUGUGCAGGAUUCUUAGGGACUUGAAUUUCGAUGACUUGAGUGAAGAUUCAAGGGGAAAUGAAGGAGAUGAAGAUGUGUUCGAAAAGUUGCUUCCUAAUUCGAUUAGUCCGAGCAGUGAGCCACCAUUGUUGUCUAAAGUUUAUGCUCCUAACUCGAGAAUUUACACGACUCUGAUGAAGGGUUACAUGAAUGAAGGUCGUGUGUCUGACACAGUGAGAAUGUUAGAGGCAAUGAGACAGCAGGAUGAUAGUGCCAGUCAUCCUGAUCAUGUUACAUACACAACUGUUGUUUCUGCUCUUGUGAAGGCCGGGUCAAUGGACAGGGCUCGGCAAGUGCUUGCUGAAAUGACAAGAAUUAGUGUGCCUGCAAAUCGAAUUACUUAUAAUAUUCUUCUCAAGGGUUAUUGUCGACAGUUGCAGAUUGACAAAGCAAAGGAACUGCUCCGGGAGAUGUCUGAUGAUUCAGGGAUUGAGCCUGAUGUUGUUUCAUAUAAUAUUUUGAUUGAUGGAUGUAUACUGAUUGAUGAUAGUGCAGGGGCCCUUGUAUUAUUCAAUGAGAUGAGAGCAAAAGGGAUUGCUCCCACUAAGGUCAGCUAUACCACAUUGAUGAAAGCUUUUGCCUUGUCGGGUCAACCUAAACUGGCAAGGAAGGUGUUUGAUGAGAUGGUUAAAGACCCGCGAGUGAAAGUUGAUUUAGUUGCUUGGAAUAUGUUAAUCGAAGGACAUUGUAGAAUGGGAUUCAUUGAAGAAGCGAAGAGACUUGUUCAAAGAAUGAAAGAGGAUGGUUUCUACCCUAAUGUGGCAACAUACGGCAGCCUUGCAAACGGGAUUUCACUGGCUAGAAAACCAGGAGAAGCACUUUUGCUUUGGAAAGAAGUAAAAGAAAGGUGUGAGGUGAAAAAGGAAGGCAUGAAAUCAGAUUCUGAUUCACUGCCACCGUUGAAACCUGAUGAGGGACUGUUAGAUGCUCUAGCUGAUGUAUGUGUGAGGGCUGCCUUCUUUAAGAAAGCUUUAGAAAUUAUAGCAUGCAUGGAAGAGAAUGGGAUACCUCCAAAUAAAACAAAGUAUAAGAAAAUUUAUGUGGAAAUGCAUUCAAGAAUGUUUACCAGUAAGCAUGCCUCACAGGCCAGGCAGGACAGGAGAAAGGAGAGGAAGAGAGCCGCUGAGGCUUUCAAGUUUUGGUUGGGUUUACCUAAUUCUUAUUAUGGAAGUGAAUGGCGACUAGAACCUACAGAAGAAGAUGAUUACUUAGAAGAUGAUUCUGUGUAAUUCAGUACAUUACUGUAUACUACAUUACUUGAAUUUGAAAAAACAAGUUUUAAUGUA